Messenger RNA from Panicum virgatum (switchgrass), 3124 nucleotides. RefSeq lists its product as uncharacterized. The record is from RefSeq and is a predicted model, not a curated record. The transcript is spliced from 2 exons. Lineage: Eukaryota; Viridiplantae; Streptophyta; Magnoliopsida; Poales; Poaceae. Bases 1371 to 2852 code for a protein of 493 amino acids.
CGCAUUUGAGAGUGCUAUGGCUCUGCCACCUUCCACCACCGCUGACCCCGCGUCCGCCACCAUCGACGCCCUCUCAAAAGGAUGGAUGGGUUGUUACGGAAGAUGGAGGAGGGGCUUGCAAGGAUUAGUACCACCCCCAAGCUCGUCCCGUCCUCCCCUCCAUCCUAGGGGGCACCGCCGCCCUCAAGCACAGCAUCGGCGCUCUCCAAUCUAACCACGGCGCAGGUCGCCACCACCGGUGCGUCGGCUCCUUCGCCGACACCCGCGGGCGCCACGACGGCCCGCGUUGGCAACACCAACGCGCGUGCACGGACUGCUCCUUCGCCUACACCCGCGGGUGCCACGACGGCCGGCGUUGUCGGCACCGACGCACGCUCAUCGAUGGCUCCUUCGCCUCCAACCGCGGCCGCUGCGACGACCAGCGUUGUCUGCACCAACUCACCCUCGACGAAAACUCCACCGACCUCCAAGGACGCAUCCCCAGCCUCCUUUGCUGCCCGUGACCCAUCCACCUCGAGAAGCGCCCAGAAGGUGUUCGAUGGAAUGCUUUGCAAACCUGCAGCAAGCGUUCUUCACAUCACAAUGGCCGAGUACACAACAGAUAAGAAUGACUACAUGCGUGGCUUUUUGCACGUCCGUGAUCACCGCAUCGGCAAGAUUUCGAUGAAGCGGGUCAAGCACAUCAAGCGGAAGCUUGCGGCGUCCUCGCCUCCGACCGCGGCGCCAGACCAUGCCCGCUGCUGCUCUGACCAUUGGGCGGGGCGCACCGCUAAUGGCACCAGCGCCAACCCAUGCCCAGGCUUCAUCAAGUGCUAAAAAUGGAGUCACAAGUUUCAUGCUAACAUCCAUACAAGCAACAGUUGCUUCAAGUGCAGAGGAUGGGUUCCCCAUCAGAUCACCCAUCACGUGCUCAAUGCAAAUUCAGAGCACCAUCAUGCCAAUAGCGCCCGCGAGCAACUCUACAGCAACAUCAGUGGAUUCCACAUUGGCCACCAACAAGAGCAACUCAUUUGAGUGCAAUGAAAUCAGGUACAUCACCAACACCAUCCCUGAAUGAUCAAUUGGUGUUGUUCAUGUUGCCGAGAAGGUAUAUGGGAGAAUGAUUGCUCAGAAUCCAUCGCCUACGACUUUAGUCAAGGGACCAGGGUCAUCUGUUUGGAAUCCUAAGAAAAUUGACAUUGUGCCAAAACCCCCCAUGGCCAGUGAUUUGUCUAGAUGGCACUAGUUCCAAGGGAGAGUUAGUUGACAUUAGGCAUGAGUGUGAUUUUACUACUCAGAUUGCAUGGAUCCUAUGGCCACAUCUUCAGAAGGACAGGAACACCUUGCUCAGACCAUUACCUUGGCCAUCCUUCAAUUGUCAUAUAUUGGUUAUGCAGUUGGAAAAGUUGUUGCCAAUAAUGUUUUGUUAUUCCAUCACUAAGUGCAAGAUGAAGUUGCUAACUGCUGGAAACAGAGAGCUUAUUAUACUUAGCAACAAAGCUAGUGUGUGUUUCCUAUAUCAGAGUGCUAUUUGGUUUAAAGAUGAGACCUCCAAGUUGUGUUGCAAAUGGUUAAUGGCAGAACCUGCUCAGUGCAUCUCUGGGAAGUUACAGUAUGACCACUACAAGAUACCGAAGCACAGAGCUUAUGCUUUAUGCAUUUAUGGGAAAAUUUCUUGGCCACCACCUGUUUCUGUAUGGAGUUCAAAUCAGCAUCAGUUCAACAAGUUUUGGAGAGAUAGCCUCAUGUGCUACUCAGAUUUGAUCGUCAAGUUUAAUUUGUCUGGAUGUCUGCAAAGUAUUUGCUUGAACCAGAGAAAUGAGCUUGAUAAGUUUCAGCUUGAUGUCAAAAUUUUUGCAGCAAGUCAUUCAGAUUAUUUGACAAUAGUAGCUCCUAAUUCCAUUUGGGGGAGUGAAGUCAAGAUCUAUACCAUAAUAUGUAUGCUGGACAGAUUCAAGUGCAAUGGUGCUAUGGCCAAUUCUUUUAGAGUGUUUGUUCUAUCACCCUUGGUUCAGUCAAGGAACAGUGCACUGAUUGUUUGGCCAGGUGAUUUACAGCUGCUAGUUGAACUGAAGCAAUGUGCAAAUAAAAAGAACAAGAAGGUGCUGGACCUUGACCUCUACUGCUUUGUAUCUGCAUAUGGACUCCUACUGAUGUGGCCCAGAUGCAGUUUGCACAUGGCAUGGUUGGCCUGUUAUUCAGAUGAUGUGGUUCUGCACUCAAAUGAUCACAUUGCUGGACCACUAUUGAAUAAAAGAGAGGUGUGGAUGAGGCACAAUAACUCUGAUGGUCCUAUCCUUCAAUUUCAUCUUAUCUCUACACGAUUACUGUCUCAACCAAGUGGGAUUCUGCUAGCAUGUGAGUUGAAACAAUUGGAGUCACAAGAUUCAUAUCAACGUGGGUUCAACAAACAAAGAUCAAGAUGUUCAGAAUCAGUAAUAAUGACUGCACUGCCCUGUGCCUUGGCAUGUGAAUUGCAGGAAUGUGCUCAAAAUUUCCAGUUGGGUGCAUGCUUUUGGGGAAGCCUGAUUUACUUCUCAGAUUCACUCUAUCAACUUGCAUGCUAUGAACCAAGUGAUGAUCCAUGUGGUCAACUACCUUAUCUUUUGGUUGGCAUCAUGAUAACUGUGCUCGACAGCAUACAUGCAUGUUGGAUGGGAGCUCAGUUUCAGUUCAUCGGCUUGAGGGCAAGCCACAUUUUAAGUGGGGGAGAAUGUCAUGGACUGGGCUGCCGUGUGAGCCCAGUGGGCCAGGAGAUAAUGAAGGCGGCGGAGGCCUGUAUACAAAAGGACAAGAGAAAUGAAGGCCACGACAUCGAACAACAAAAGAAGAGACGUCAUCUUCUUCCUCUGUCCAAGAACUUGCCCCAGUAGCUUCUUGCUAUUCCUCUUGAAUCUCUGCUAUUCCUAGUCUAGAUUCACUCUGAUUCCUCCCCAACUUGUAUCAAUACUCUUGUAUCAGUGAUUUGACAGUGGAGGUUCGUAACAAAUUGGGACAAAAGAGGUGGGCAAAUUGGUUGUCGCCAUCACCCUGCCUUACAAACUAGGAUAGGUUUGUAUGGCUAUUCUGCAGAAUUGUCAAGUUUGCGCAGGCAACAAGACAGUGCUGCGUUAGCUUUACACGGGCCGGAUGUGCCUUCUUUCUC